Trichobilharzia szidati is the source of this 696-nucleotide messenger RNA. Lineage: Eukaryota; Metazoa; Platyhelminthes; Trematoda; Strigeidida; Schistosomatidae. The record is from the annotation of a GenBank genome assembly.
AUGACUACAUCUCAGUGUUCACUAGCUGUACCCACAGAUUCUACACAUCCACAUAAAAUAAACUCCCCGAUUGUGAUUAAUCAAUGGUCAUCGUCAUCAUCGUUAUCAGUAUGUCCAGUUGAUGAUCAUCCAGGUGAACGAGUAAGUCUGAAUGAACUCCCAGAGAAACCAGUACAUCAUGCCCUGACAGAUUCAAUCAAUACAUGUUCAUUAGAAACACAGCUGUACAAUGAAGAGGAGAAAUUCAUUGCUGAAUGUCUAGCCGUGGAUAGUAGUCAUCAUAACCACCAUAACCAUCAUCAUCAUCAUGAUAAACUAUUACAUAAUGAUAUUAUUCUGGAUGAUUUCGACUAUGAUAGAGAUUUAUUACAAAAUCCAUAUUUUUAUACAUCAUAUACUGAUUAUGAUUGUGAGUUAGCUGGUGGGGGUGGUGGUGCAGCAGGAUUUAAUCAUUCUCCAAUAUUGAGUAGAGGGUAUUCAAGACAUGCAAGAAAACUUGACAGUGAUCCAACUAUUAUACUGACAUUGUUGAAAUGGGCACGUGUUGGAUCUAGUCAACUGCAUGGGGAUGAUGAUCAGAUAGAUCGGAUUAAUUAUCAAUUUACAAGUGUACUUCUGUUGAUUUUAUUAACACUGACAGGAUUUAGACAAUAUUUAUGUAAGUUUGGUUAUUUUUUAUCGAUUUUAUUGUAUUGA